Messenger RNA from Lucilia cuprina (Australian sheep blowfly), 7335 nucleotides. It is a transcript of the gene Cirl, whose product is annotated as latrophilin Cirl. The transcript is spliced from 14 exons. Gene Ontology annotation, cellular component: membrane. Bases 1727 to 6886 code for a protein of 1719 amino acids. Gene Ontology annotation, biological process: cell surface receptor signaling pathway; adenylate cyclase-activating G protein-coupled receptor signaling pathway. The record is from RefSeq and is a predicted model, not a curated record. NCBI's taxonomy places the organism in Eukaryota, Metazoa, Arthropoda, Insecta, Diptera, Calliphoridae. Gene Ontology annotation, molecular function: G protein-coupled receptor activity; carbohydrate binding.
AUAAUUUUAAAUUAAAAUUUAAAUAAAUAAAAUAGCCAAUUUUUAAAAGAAUUUAAGCAAAGAAUAUAAAUAAAAAUAUAAACUUUAAAAUAAAUAACAUAUAUAUAAAGAAAAUAUAAAAUUCCUAAUGGAAUUUGAGUUUAACUAAAAAAGUCUCAACACUAAUUGGGAACAAAGCCCCAGAAAAAUUUGAACAAAGUGAAAAAAUUCCAGUUUUCUAUAAGAAAAACCAGUUUUCAAGCAGCUACGCCUUAAAAAUUAAUUAAAGGAGAAACUUUAUUCUUUAUAAAAAUACAAAAUUAUAGUCAAUUAAUUUAUUUAGCUGAAAAAAAUCAAUAAUGUCUGUGCCAAAAAAUAACUUGAAAAAAUUAAUAACUAUGAAAAAUAGCUGUGGGCGUUAUUUAACAUCGCUCCACAAUGGAUUUCUUCAUCGUAGUUAUCAAAAACAUGAUUUUAAAAUAUGGAGUCAUGGCUGAGGAAUCUUAUUAUUAUAAUCAUCAUUAUCUUCCAAAGUAUAAUGAAAUUUUAAUGACCUUUUUCAACUCUUGCUUUUGUAUGUGGUUGUUGUUGGUUUUGGAUUUUUCUGUAUCUGAGUAGUAUUUGUGUAUGUAUUCUGGAAUGAAAAGAAAACGACAUAGAAAAAUGCACUCAUUAUUAUAUGUGUAUAUACAUAUAUGAAAGUAUGCAGUAAAACAACAACAAGGAGUAGAUAAAUUAGUCAGACACAUAUAAACAUACUUAUAGUGAGAAAAAAAAAACGAGUAUGAUUUUGUUAGUGUAAAUGAGUUUUGUACAUAACAAACCAUCAUAAAAAAAGGAAGUUUAUUCAAGUGGAUACUAGUACGAUAAUGGAAUUUGAAUGGGAGUGUUUUCCUGUUGCCAUUUAUUAUAGAAAUGCUUUGAAAAGCUUAAAUCUACCUAGAAAAUCUUUUAUUUAUACAAAUGUUCUGAUUGCUACAAAUGAUAUCUUAACCAUGGGUUGGAGAAUUAACACAAUUCUUAAGACAAGCUUUAGCUGAGAUCGUUGGAUGUUUUCUUUGUUCAAAUGUUCAUCAACUUUAAAGGAUUUGGAUCUGGUACUUAAUUUGAUAAAUUCUAUGAGAAAUCAUCACAAUUAUAAUUGCAAAUUUAACUAAUUGUUAACUGCUAAUUCUACUCCACUUAAAUGUCAACUCACUAAGUAUAACAAAAAAAAAAAAAAAAAAUAAAAGAAAGUUUUUUAUUAACAGAAAAAAAGAAAAACUUUCAUAAACAAGAGUAAAAGUAUCAUUUUUAUUAUUAUAUUAUAUAUUGAUAAUAUUAUAUUAUUUAUUAUAUAAGACCCUAUUGGUCAUUUUAUGCCUUAACAUAAAAAGUUUCUUUACAGAUAACAACGUUGCAGAACCAAACCAAUCCUAAUUACAAAAAUCCAACUAUAAAACUUCAACAACAACUAAUUUAAUAACAUUUUUUUGUUUUAUAAAACUAUAUUGAUUAUAUUGUUUAUAUACCUUUUUAUUAAAACAUUUAAUUUUUUUUUUUUAUCAUAUUAAAAACUUAAUUCCCUUAAUUAAUUUUAUAAAAAAAAACAAUUAUUGAAAUAAAAUUUUUAGCACCUAAAUAUCAAACGGCUUAUGCAUGUGAAGGUAAGAAAUUAACCAUAGAAUGUGAACCGGGUGAUUUGAUAAAUCUAAUCAGAGCCAAUUAUGGACGUUUUUCCAUAACAAUAUGCAAUGAUCAUGGCAAUAUGGAAUGGAGUGUUAAUUGUAUGUUUCCAAAAAGUUUAACGGUGCUUAAUUCAAGAUGUGCUCAUAAACAAAGUUGUAGUGUUUUGGCUACAACCAGUAUGUUUGGUGAUCCUUGUCCGGGUACACAUAAAUAUUUGGAGGCACAUUAUCAAUGCAUAUCGGCUUCACAAACUUCAACAACAACAAAUCGUCCCAGUCCGCCUCCCUGGGUUCUAUCGAAUGCUCCACCUUUACUACCGAAUGGUAGUAGUUCUUCAAUAAUAAAUCCUGCCGUUUUAUCGCCACCUUUGCCACCAGCCCAACGACCACAAAUGCCUAUACCAGGUAUGGCUAAUACAAAUCUACCAUUAGGAGGAGUUGGCAAUAUGCCACCAAAUAGUGUGGUGCCUUCAUCGCCAGGUCCACCAACUAUACACACAACACUGCCGGGUGGUCGUCUAAAGGCAGGUAGUUAUAAUAGUACUGCUUUAAAAACACCUACACGUCAUGAUGGUUUACCACCACCACCGCCUUUACAUCAUCAUCAUCAUUCAGCCACUAAUGGUGGUCAUCAUCCUUCGAAUGAUCAGGGUAAGGAGGGGGGAGGACCACCUACUAGAGGAGGGGAACAGCAGCAGCAGCAUUUGCAUAAAACCGAAAGCAAAACUAGCAAAGCUCCUGUUAGUAAUAACAACAGCAACAGCAAUACCACCGCUCCACCCAACACUAGAAUACUUACCGGUGUAGGAGGUACUGGCAGUGAUGAUGGCACUUUGCUAACCACCAAAACUACUACUAGAGGACAACAGCAACAGCAGCAGCAACAAUCUCCUCCUACCGGCACCACCACAGCCUCUUCCCUGGGCAGUUUAAAUACUACUUUAGGAGCUGGUAUUAUAAAAUCCAUUAACAACAUUAAUCUCAAUUCUGGUUUAGGAGGAGAAGAUGAAACCAAUAUGUUUUGUGGACCCACUAAUGCACGCAAUCUUUUCUGGAAUAUGACACGAGUAGGAGAUGUUAAUGUACAACCCUGUCCUGGUGGUGCUACCGGCAUAGCUAAAUGGCGUUGUGUUUUAAUGAAAAGAAUAACAUUGGAUGAUGAAGAAGACUCUGCCAGCUCUACACAAACACCCAUAUGUAAUGGCACAUCCUGUCUCAAUCUAAGAUUACGUAAUUUUGAACCCACCUGGCAUCCUUUAACACCCGAUCUAACACAAUGUCGUAGUUUAUGGUUAAAUAAUCUAGAAGUACGUGUUAAUCAUCGUGAUUCAUCGCUUAUAUCAAUAGCCAAUGAUUUAUCCGAAGUGACCAGCAGUAAGACACUCUAUGGUGGUGAUAUGUUAGUUACCACCAAAAUCAUACAAGCCAUGUCAGAGAAAAUGUAUCAUGAUAAAGAAACUUUCCCCGAUCAACGUUUAAGAGAGGCCAUGAUUUUGGAAUUGUUACAGGGUGUUGUUAAAACUGGUUCAAAUCUUUUGGAUGAAUCACAAUUAUCUUCAUGGUUAGAUCUUAAUCAAGAGGAUCAAAUGAGAGUGGCCACUUCAUUGUUAACCGGUCUAGAGGAUAAUGCUUUUCUUUUAGCUGAUACUAUUAUAAGGGAAAGGAAUGUUGUGCAAAAGGUUAAGAAUAUAUUGCUUUCCGUGCGUGUCUUGGAAACUAAAAGUAUACAAAACAAUGAAGUAUUUCCCGAUGCUGAACAGUGGCAAAUAAGUGAUGAUAGAAUAGAAUUACCACGAGCCGCCUUAAUCGAAAACAGUGAGGGCGGUUUAGUGCGCAUAGUGUUUGCUGCCUUUGAUCGUUUGGAAUCUAUACUCAAACCCUCCUAUGAUCAUUUUGAUUUAAAAUCUGCCAGAAGUUAUAUACGCAAUACUGCCAUUUUAGCCAAUGAUAGUGAUGCUUCCAGCAGCCAACAACGUAUACGCAUUCUAAAUAGUAAAGUUAUAUCAGCUAGUUUGGGUAAAGGACGUCACAUACAGCUAUCACAACCCAUUAAAUUAGUUUUAAGACAUUUAAAAACCGAAAAUGUUACCAAUCCAACCUGUGUUUUCUGGAACUAUAUAGAUCAUGCCUGGUCUGCUAAUGGUUGUAUUUUGGAGUCCACCAAUCGCACGCACAGCAUAUGCAUGUGUAAUCAUUUAACAAAUUUUGCUAUUCUAAUGGAUGUCAUGGACGAUCAUACACAUUCUUUAUUCACCAUGUUCGAUGGCAAUAUGAGAAUUUUGAUUUAUGUCAGCAUUUCCAUUUGUUUGGUUUUUAUAGUGAUAGCGUUAUUAACUUUGAAAAUAUUUAAUGGCGUAUUUAUUAAGUCUGCCCGCACUUCUAUUUAUCGCAAUAUUUAUAUUUGUUUAUUAUUAAUCGAAGUUCUAUUCCUGAUCGGUAUAGAACAAGUCGAAGCAAAUAUAAUAUUUUGCGGUUUCACAACGGUAUUUUUACAUUGUGCCAUUUUAACGGCCAUAGCAUGGUUUUGUUUUGAAGCAUUCCAAUCCUAUACAACUUUAACCACCGAUGAUAUAUUGCUAGAGGUUGAUCAGACCUCAAAAGUUAAUUGUUACUAUUUACUCUCCUAUGCACUAUCAUUUACAAUAGUGGCCAUUUCUUUGGCCAUAAAUCCCAGUACCUAUACCGAAAAUGACUAUUGUGUAUUAAUGGAAACGAAUUUUCUAUUCUAUGCCACAUUUGUAACGCCACUAAUGAUAUUUUUAAUGGGUGCCUUGGGUUAUACUUUCUUAUCGUGGAUAAUAAUGUGUCGCAAGUCACGCACGGCUUUAAAAAAUAAAGAACAUACUAGAUUGGCCAAUGUGAGAUUUGAUAUACGCUGUAGUUUUAUAUUUUUGCUGUUACUAUGUGGUGCCUGGUUUACGGCCUAUUUCUAUUUAAGACGUUCCAAAUUGGAUGAUGAAAUGUCACAAAUAUAUGGUUACCUUUUCGUAGGUUUCAAUACCAUGAUGGGCAUCUAUAUAUUUGUGUUCCAUUGCAUACAAAAUGAAAAGAUACGCCGUGAGUAUCGCAAGUAUGUAAGACAAAACUCCUGGUUGCCCAAGUGUUUGCGUUGCUCCAAAACCUCUAUAUCCUCGGGUAUUGUGGGAGGCAGUGCCUGUGGCAUGAACUCUGCUGGAAAUACGGGCACCUUGAACAGCAAUACAAAUGCUUUAGUUUCUUCUACGGGAACUCAAUUGAAAAAGUCGAAAAUUCCUUUGGGAGAUGCUAAUGAAAAUGAUGAAACUGGUAAUAUAAUCUCAGCCACUGAGGAUGCCAUUAUGGCCUCUUCUGACUGUGAGCUAAAUGAGGGUAGCAAAACACGUAGACAAGGAUCUUCUUCUAAUAGCAGUGCGGUGGGUGGUAUAGUUGCCACAGCCGGCACCAUUAAGAGUGGCAUAAUGCCGGGUAAUUUAGUGCUGCAACAUACCAACAAAACAAAUGAUCCCACUUUGCAGGGUCAUGUGAUAAUGGAGCGUAAUACUGGUCCUGGUACUACAGGUACUUUAAGAUCUACAGGUGGCUUGCGUACCCCCAGUGCUGGCCAUACUUCGCCCACCUCAUCGGUUAGCUCUACACAUUUAAUAUUUGGUCAGGGUCAUAAACAACAGCAAUUAGCUGCAGGCAGCAUGAAUGGUGUGGUACCACCGCCAACACAAGAAGCUUUUUAUCAUCAGCCAGAUUAUUAUGCCUGGCAAAAGGCCAACAGCAAACAGGCAGCACAACAAGGACAAGUGAGGGACUAUCAUGGCUCUGGCAUAUCACCGCAGCAGCAGCAACAACAGUCUCAUGAAUUCUUCUACUGGACCCAGAAACAUAAUCAGGGUCACAGCAAAAAGAAACGGGGCAGUAAUACUGGCUCCGACUCACCUAGUGGUUCAUUGCAUUCACGCAACACAGCCACUUCACAGCAGAUAUUGUUCUAUCCUUCAUACAAGAAAACAGCCAUGAAACAGCCCACACCCUCAGCGCCACAUUCCUACUAUGCUGAGGCCUUAGAUCCGGGUGCUCCACCGCCUCAUUAUCAGCAACAGCUGCAACAACAAAGACGACCACCACACGCUUAUCAACAGCAUCAGCAGCAGCAACAGUUGUCCUCUGACGAUGAACAAAUGGAGCAUGCUGCUCAUGCUCAUUUGCUACAGCAAAUGAAUCGUCGUGGUCCUGGCCCCGGGGAAUUUGCGCUCUCCCAAACGGCGGGCCCUCAACAACAACGUUACUAUAGAAAUAAGCAUUCCAACUGUGAUUUAAACCAACCAAUGAGCGGCGGAGGCGGCGGCGCUGAAACCUAUUAUAAUCAAGGUUCAUUGGCCAGUGAUAAUGGUCCCGUAUACGAAGAGAUCUUAAGUAAUCGUACCUCAGAUGUACAACAUUAUAAUGUCGAUGAUCUGUUACCGCAACAUCAUGACUAUGAAGAUGAAAGAGCCAUGCAAUUGGCGUAUCAACGGCAACAGCAACAACACCACCAGCAGCAGCAGCGAUUAAUGAAACAACGUUAUAAUCAUAAUGGUGGCGGAGGUAUUGUGAGUGGUCCACCUACUGGUGGUGUUAUGUUACCUGGUAAAAUGCCAUCACGUUCUCAUCAUGAUUAUGUUGAUGAUUUUGAGGGUCAUGAGGCUGAGAGUCCCUAUACGGAUGACGAAGACGACGAGGAAGAGGAGGAGGACGAAGAGCCCGAUGAUGAGGGUAGUGAUGAUCAUUUACCGCCACAAAGUGACGAACGUAUGCGUAGACUGAUGGCUAUGCAGGAUGCUGAUUUUCAAAGAAGGUUUCAGCGUCAACUACGUAAAAAUGCCCAAGCCAAUGAGCAAACAGCAACCGGGCCACCCAGUUACAAUGACUAUCAUGAACCGCAGUAUCCCUUGCCACCAGUACAACCACAACAGCAACUGCAGCAGCAACAACAGCCGAUAACGGUUUUUGGGGUAAGUAGCGGUGCUGGUGGUUCAGUGCGUAGUUUCAAAAAGACUACAACUGCCAACGGUAGCCGCUUAGCUGUUAAUGAAUUAUUUGCCACAACUCAUGGUCCACCAUUGCCACCGGCCAAUCAACAUCCCAUGCAAAAGAAACAACAACAACAGCAGCAGCAACAACAAAUAUCACCACAAUCAGUCAAUAAUAUGCCAGUAGUGGGACGUAAUAUAUCAGCCAUGUUGGAUGAAAAUAAUACUGUGAGAUGUUAUUUAGAGCCUUUAGAAAAGUAAAACAAAAUAAAAAAAAACCGAUUUAAAUUUAAAACAUUUUAUAUACAUUGAUUAAUAUAUAAUAUAUUAUAUAUAUAAAAAGACAGACAUUAAUUAUUACAUGUUUAAAAAGGUGUAUUUAUUAAAGAAAAAGCAAAUAAUUUAAUUAAAAAAACAAAUAUAAAAAGAAACUGAUUGACAGACAAACAAAAACAAAAAGUGUUAGUUAAGCUAUAAAAUUUAAUUAUAUUAACAAACUAAAAAAGAAAAGAAAAAAUCUCCUUCCUUUAAAAACAAAUAAACCCAAAAAAACAAAAACAAAAUUCCUUUAAAAAGCAACUUUAAACUCCUGGCUCUACAAUAAACUCCUUUUUUUAAUGUGUAGUAGAGGCAAAGCAAAAACCGCGCAUUAAAUGUAAUUUUCAAUUGACAACAAAAAAAAAAUUAAAAAAAUUUAUAAAAAAAAGAAA